Molecule: messenger RNA, 3700 nt
Organism: Syngnathoides biaculeatus (alligator pipefish)
Lineage: Eukaryota; Metazoa; Chordata; Actinopteri; Syngnathiformes; Syngnathidae
Gene: sox8a
Product: SRY-box transcription factor 8a
Exons: 3
Coding region: 155-1630 (491 amino acids)
Biological process (GO): morphogenesis of an epithelium; neural crest cell development; negative regulation of transcription by RNA polymerase II
Cellular component (GO): nucleus
Molecular function (GO): DNA-binding transcription factor activity, RNA polymerase II-specific; RNA polymerase II cis-regulatory region sequence-specific DNA binding
Source: RefSeq, a predicted model, not a curated record
GCCAAUCGCAGGCGGAAGGCGGAGUGGGCGACGGCGUGAAACCUCCGCGUCAAGUUGUGCAAACGUCAAUCGCGCAGCUCUCGCACGGAGGAGGUCCGUCCGCACGCACUCCCGAAUGCCUCGCGCAGCCUCCAACGGUGGCCGCCUCGGAUGAAUGAAAACAGACGCAAACUGCGCAAAGGAGGAAGGAUUGCACUUUUUACCCCUGCACUCCUUUGUCGGCUCUCAGUCUCGAAGAAUGCUGAAAAUGGCCGAGGAGCACGACAAGUGCGUGGGCGACCACCCGUGCAGCCCCGCGGGCACCAGCAGCUCCACGUCCCAAGACGAGUCCGACUCGGACGCUCCGUCCUCGCCCACCGGCUCCGACGGGCACGCCGCGUCUCUGCUCGCCGGCCUGGGCAAGAAGUUGGACUCUGAGGACGACGAGCGCUUCCCGGCUUGCAUCCGGGACGCCGUGUCGCAGGUGCUGAAGGGCUACGACUGGUCCCUGGUGCCCAUGCCGGUGCGGGGCAACGGCUCGCUGAAGAGCAAGCCGCACGUCAAGAGGCCCAUGAACGCCUUCAUGGUUUGGGCCCAGGCGGCCCGCAGGAAGCUGGCCGACCAGUACCCGCACCUGCACAACGCCGAACUCAGCAAGACGCUGGGAAAACUCUGGCGUUUGCUCUCCGAGAGCGAAAAGAGGCCGUUUGUGGACGAGGCGGAGCGCCUGAGGGUUCAGCACAAGAAGGACCACCCGGACUACAAGUACCAGCCCAGGCGCAGGAAGAAUGUCAAGCCCGGCCAGAGCGACUCGGACUCCGGUGCCGAGCUGGCCCAACAUCAACAACAGCAGCAGCAGCAACAUCAUCAUCACCACCACCACCACCACAUGUACAAAGCGGAACCGGGCUUGGCGGCACUCGGCGGGAUGGGCGACGGGCACCACCACCACCCUGAACAUGCAGGACAGCCCCACGGUCCGCCGACACCGCCCACAACCCCGAAAACGGACGCGCACCACGGCGCCAAGCAGGACCUGAAGCACGAAGGCCGCCGCCCGGCCGACAGCGGCAGGCAGAACAUCGACUUCAGCAACGUGGACAUUUCUGAGCUGAGCACGGACGUCAUUAGCAACAUGGAGGCCUUCGACGUGCACGAGUUCGACCAGUACCUCCCCUUGAACGGCCACAACGCCACUUCCUCCUCCGUGGGGCCCGUCUCCUCGGAGCCGGCCUCCUACGGCGCCCCCUACGGGGCCUCGGCGUGGAAUCGCAAGAGCGCCGUGACCUCGUCGUCCCCCGAGGUGGCCCAGCAGCGCCUCCACAUCAAAACGGAGCAGCUGAGCCCGAGCCACUACAGCGAGCGCUCCCCCUCGCACCCCGACUACGGCACCUACAGCAGCCAGGCCUGCGUCGCCCCCUCCGCGGCGCCGUUCCCCGCCUCGCAGUGUGACUAUGGCGACCUGCAGGGCUCCAACUACUACAACCCUUACUCGGGCUACCCCUCCAGCCUCUACCAGUACCCUUACUUCCACUCGCCCAGGCGGCCUUACGGCAGCCCCAUCCUCAACGGCCUGUCCGUGGCGCCUGCUCACAGCCCCCCCGCCCCCAGCUGGGACCAGCCCGUCUACACCACUCUGACCCGACCUUGAGCGGCGGGAGAGAUGCGUUCCGGUCAAGCACUACUAACGAAGGAUGCGAGGAGCACAACAAGCAAAAGAUGAGGGGGGGGGGGGAGAAAAAAAGAAAAAGUGCCUGCUGAUUUUCUACAAAAUACUCUAUAUCUUUGCAACACUUGACUUUUUACACCAAGAGAACUAUUGGUGGUGCCUCCGUGAGGACGUAUUAUCUCCCGAAACCCUGUACAUUUACCCAUUUUUAAUUAUUAUUAUUUUUUUUUAGAGCAUGCACUUAUAGGUGAAACACUAGCCUUUUUUACACAGAGACCCUGCAAAACAAUCGCAUUACAGAGUUCAGAGAAAAUCCAGCAUCAACCGGCUUGUAAAGUGAGACUAAAUGUCUUAAAGUGUUUUUAACCUUGGACCAAUGGGGGGGGGGCGUCGUUUCCCGGGGUGGGCGUGUCUGCCGACUGCGUGAAACCAUGCCUCGUUGACAAAAAAGGACGCUUAUUCAUCUAGCAGUCGAUGCAUUAUUAAUAUGCCACAAAAUAUAUAUUUGUCUCAAAGCCUGCAUUGGUUGCAAAAUUUGCCACGGCGGGAACCGUCGUGACGUAAAGCGCUGGCCACCGGGCUAGCUCGAGUGUUGACGGGCUUCCGGGCCUCCUUCGGGCCGGCGGACUCAUCUGGGAAUUUUAAAUAACGACGUACAGCUGUUUCGUUAAUUGUGGUACAGGGAAGAUUCAUUUUCAGCGUUUAGAUAACGGUCACUGCAAAAAACCAAAAAACAAACUCCAAACCUUGCAAGAAUGUUUUCCUUAUUUCUAGUCAAAAGUCUCAAAACUAACCGGAUUACACGUCAAAAUAAGAAAUCUUGUAAAAUGUUAUGUCUAAAAACAAUUUACUUUUUUAAUGUAAGAUUAAAAUUUUUAGAUUUUUACAUUGUGGGCUUCUAUAGUGGAUUAGGGAAGGACUCAUGUGGGACGCCAAAAGUUCGUUACUGGGUGGCCCAAAAAUACGGAAAGCUGAAAUGUUGAGGAACUGUUUAGCGCUACAUCAUUCCGUUUUUUCACAUUAUCAGCAAUUAUCUUCAUACAUGUCUGAUGCGUUCAGAAAAAAAAAAAAUCUGAAGUCAUUUUGCGGAGUUUUUAUUUUCAUGCAGAACCCAGCAAAAGCAGGAUAUCGCCUCUUUCACACAGUGACUAUUCCCUUAAAUACAAGUCACUUUCACACAGAGAGUCUGCAAAAUUGUCACUUAUAAGCCAUUCAAGAAGAUUCCACAUUAAUCUGCAUUUUCCUUCUGCGCGGAAUCCAGCAAAGACAAAACAUUGCUGCAACAUUCAUACAGCGAGCAGUUGUAUUGCUGUUUUGGAUGUUUUUUAUUAGCAUAUUUUACUUUUAACACGGCGGGAGAAGUAAGUGUCAGACGUGAAACGUCACCUGUGUUUGGGAAUUCUCAAACGUAUUUCACACGGGGGUCCUGCGAAAAGUCCCAAAGUGGCCUCCUUCACGCACAAAUCAGAAAGUUCGAUCUUAGCAUUUCAAAGUGGUCGAUUGCUGCAAAUGCGUCCGCGUCCGCACAGCGACACACAAUCCCAAAAUCGGGGAAUUAGAUGACUCCGUAUUCGAAUAUUUUGCCAGACGCUGGUAAUUGGAUUUGACGCCACAGCGCGGGAGAAGUGAGCUGUCGCGCCCGUGAAACGUCUUUUAAACUUCUUUCGGCUCAGAGAUGCAACUGCAAGCGAUUAGCAACCUUUGCCCUUCGCACAAUCUGAUAAGUAGGUGACGACGACGCUAGUGAGGCUUGAUUAUCAAAAAUAGUAGUUACAUCCAAGUAAUACAUUUGCAUAUUAACCCGAUUUAUUAAAAUAAUAGUUGCAGCCCUAGAAAACGCGGAUACAAUUCAGGCCCGAAAGGCUUGUGUGAAAAGGGCUACUGACUAAUUCCUGGCAUGUUCGAGGUGUUCGCAUAAAGAUAAUUUUUUUUUUACUUCCCCUGCAUCAAAGUCUUAACAAAAAAUGACUUUUAUGAAUCUUACAGUGUAAAAGUCUUAUAUAUAUAUAUAUAUAAAUAUAUAUUUAUGUUCUUAGAUUAUUGGUUUCUCUC